This is a messenger RNA of Trematomus bernacchii (emerald rockcod), 3008 nucleotides long. It is a transcript of the gene chn2, whose product is annotated as chimerin 2. NCBI's taxonomy places the organism in Eukaryota, Metazoa, Chordata, Actinopteri, Perciformes, Nototheniidae. Gene Ontology annotation, molecular function: GTPase activator activity. Gene Ontology annotation, biological process: signal transduction; positive regulation of GTPase activity; regulation of small GTPase mediated signal transduction. The transcript is spliced from 15 exons. The record is from RefSeq and is a predicted model, not a curated record. Bases 411 to 1808 code for a protein of 465 amino acids.
GCCCUCUCCUCGGUCUUGCAGGACUCGGAGACUUCCGGCGUCUCAGCUAAAUUGCUUAAAUUGUUUGCUGGGUGCUAAACGUUUUAUAUUGAGAUUGACACCUCUGUCCUAAAAGGCAGUUCACCAUGGGAAUGGAGAAGCUAAUCACAUCCGGAAGGAACACUGAGGACCAUGAUAUGACAGCUCAUGUGAACAGCACCUUCAGUGGAUGCGGAUUCAGACAGCCAGCCGAGGGGAAGGUUCGGCGGAUUCAGACGGACGGAUGGUGGGCUCCGAGCGAUACGAGACGUGAAAUAGUCACCGGGAGAAGCACAUUGGGACGUGAGUGAAAUGGAGGCACCGCCGGGGACGAGCUGCUGUGAGCGCACCUUGGCCAAACGGGAAUAACCGAGCCGAGAAACUGGGCUGGGAUGGCAGCAUCCAGUAACUCAAGCCUCUCAGGUUCAUCCGUGUCCUCCGACCCUGAGGAUUACCAACCGCCCAUAUGGAAGUCCUACUUGUACCAGCUACAGCAGGAAGCCCCGAGACCAAAGAGGAUCACAUGUCCUCAGGAGAUGGAGAGCAGACCCAAAUACUACGGCAGAGAGUUUCAUGGCAUGAUCUCUCGAGAAUAUGCAGAUGAGCUUCUAGUGGGAGCAGAGGGUGCGUACCUCAUCAGGGAGAGCCAAAGACAGCCAGGGACACACACCUUGGCUUUAAGAUUUGGGCACCAGACCCUCAACUACAGACUUUUCUACGAUGGGAAGCACUUUGUCGGGGAGAAGAGGUUCGAGUCCGUUCACGACCUUGUGACAGACGCCCUCAUCACACUCUACAUCGAGACCAAGGCGGCGGAGUACAUCGCCAAGAUGACCACUAACCCCAUCUACGAACAUCUUGGUUACACCUCGUUGCUCAAGGACAAGAUGGUGCACAGGCUGAGCCGUGGACGCACAGAGCCACGCAGGGUCACCUUCCAAAGAGACGAAAGGAUCUCCUCACCUCUGGUGCAACGGACCGCCUUGAAAGAUACACCGGAGAAGCAGUGCUUCUAUGAGAAGAUACACAACUUCAAGGUACACACCUUUAGAGGGCCACACUGGUGCGAGUACUGCGCCAACUUCAUGUGGGGCCUCAUCGCCCAGGGUGUCCGCUGCUCAGAUUGUGGACUGAAUGUACACAAACAAUGCUCCAAACUGGUUCCCAGCGACUGCCAGCCGGACCUGCGCAGGAUAAAGAAAGUGUAUAGCUGUGACCUCACCACACUGGUCAAAGCUCAUAACACGACCCGACCCAUGGUGGUGGACAUGUGCAUUCGAGAGAUAGAGCUGAGAGGUAUGAACUCCGAGGGCCUCUACCGAGUGUCUGGCUUUUCAGAGCACAUCGAGGAAGUGAGGCUCGCCUUUGACCGAGAUGGGGAUAAGGCUGACAUCAGCGCCAGUGCCUAUGCAGACAUCAACAUCAUUGCUGGUGCUUUGAAGCUCUACUUGAGAGAUCUUCCCAUUCCAGUCAUCACGUUUGACUUGUACUCCAAAUUUAUUCAAUCUGCAAAACUUCCAAAUGCUGAAUCCAGACUGGAGGCCAUUCACGAGAGUUUGCUGCAGCUUCCCCCAGCCCACUACGAGACCCUACGCUACCUGAUGGCUCACCUCAAGAGGGUGACACAGUUGGCAAAGGACAAUUUAAUGAGUUCUGAGAACCUGGGGAUCGUCUAUGGUCCAACGCUCAUGCAGCCUCCGGAGCAGAAUGCCUUGAUAACCCUGAAUGACAUGAGGCAGCAGAAACUGGUGGUGCAGCUGAUGAUUGAGCAUGAAGAUGUCUUAUUCUAAGGACUGGGGCAUGCACGCCUUUUAACAGAAACGAAGGACAUUUUAUUUAUUCUGUGUAAGAGGAAAUUCAAGCCACAGUGGUUCUAAUGAAGUUUCGGAACACUUUGUAAUCAAAUUGAACUUGAAACGCUUUGUUCUCGCAUGACUGUUUUGUUGGAAUUGGUUUAGUGUUGACUUUGUCUUGUUACUGUAAGUUUUGGGUUUUCAUACCCUACCAAGACCAUCAUUUUUAUAUAAGGAAAGGAUCCAGUAUUUUAAACUUCCAACAGUGCUGUUCCCUCCUGUCUUUAAUUUGAAGGCUGUCACUACCUGGUGUAGACUCAGUCAUGAUGACAGCGCUGCGUGAAAUCUUCCCCAGGCAUAUGUCAAUCAUUGCUGGUGCCGUUUUUAACCGAGCCUCACAGCAGCAGCGUAAAUAACGUUGCCACAUCACAACUAUGCAUAUUGUGAUUUUAGUGGGAACGCUGGUUCGAAUUUGAAUUGUAGAUAAAAUCAGAUCAAUUCACGAUCAAUAUUUAAACGCGUGUACUAAAAAACAAAAUAUGAGACAGUUGGGCGCUCAUGAAGCACUUUUUCGCAACAAUUGUAAAGAUUUAUUUUGUAAAGAUGUUUAUUUUUGUCUUUUACUCUGCAUCAUGUUCUUUUGUCACAAUAAUAUAUGCUGUUGAGAAUGACGUUUGUUGAAUUGAUGUCCAAAUACAAAUCUGACCAGAGGACAGACCGAGUUUGUAAAUUAAACAUUUUUAUUUGCAAUGUACUCAGUGUUAUGGUGCGUAAUCAAAAGGUGGAUUUCAUAAUUGCCAUUUUUAAUUACAAGUCCUAUUGCAGAAUUAUUGCAAAACUCUUCUGCACACAUGUUGCUUGCCAGUUUUGUAGAAUAUCUGUUUACAACGCUGUAUUUUGGGAUUACUUUUAAGUGAAAAUAUGAUCUCGGCCCAUUAUUUCUUUCUUUUUGUAUGCCAGUAACAUCGCUCGGUGCAGCAGUAGUUGCCAUCACUUCAAUGUGCCAUAGAAGUUAACAGUCAAACUACAGCUGUACCGAGCAUGUUUCUUUCACAGUCGGUUUGAUGUGUUUAAGUAAAUCCUUUCUACAAAUCCAUUUAACAAAAUGUAUUUUUGUGACGGUUGCAACUAAAAAAAUGUAAUUUAUCAAAUGUUCAUUUAUUAAAGGAAAGAAAACUUCAGUUUGAAAAAGUUUGA